Messenger RNA from Adineta ricciae, 1800 nucleotides. The record is from the annotation of a GenBank genome assembly. Lineage: Eukaryota; Metazoa; Rotifera; Eurotatoria; Adinetida; Adinetidae.
AUGUCGAAAUCCCAAGAAGGUUGGCUAAGAAUUAAAUUAGCAAGUCAAAACAAAUGGCAUCGCCGAUACUGUACUAUCGAUUGGGAUAAAUCUAUCUUAUUCAUCUCGUCAAGAGCAGAUGCACGAUUUCGAGAUUGGAUCAAACUUCCACCAAAUGUCAUCAUUCACGAUUCCGAAAGCUCAUUUAAUACCGAACCAAAUAAUCUAAAUCUGCUAAUAACAAUCAACGAAACGCAACCGAAUAACAGUACGCUGACACAUUUGCUACAAGCAGAGAAUAAACAUGAUUUUGAUAUAUGGCUAUUAGUAUUGAAACAAACAGCUUAUAGUCGAAUCGGAGGUGCUAUCUUCGGACAAUCACUAGAAACAACCUAUACUUAUGCUCAAGACAAAUCGUCCUUUGUACCAUUACUUGUUCGGCAAUGUUGUGAAUAUCUACUCGAACACGGCUCAACAUUUGUUGGCUUAUUUCGAGUACCAGGUAAACAAUCUUCAAUAAGGGAAUUACGUGAUAGAUACGAUCGUGGUUUAUCUGUUGAAUUGCAUCAAUCAUAUUCUCCGGCGACCAUCUCAUCUUUGCUGAAAAUCUAUCUCCAAUCUUUACCGGAACCAAUAAUUCCCACGAAAUAUUUCGAUGAUUUCCUCGAAAUCGGUUCGCGUUUCAAAUACAGUCAAACAAAUGAUUUAAAUACAUUAAAACAUUUGAUUGAAAGCAAAUUAUCCAGUCAUAUCAACUAUGCGGUCUUAGCCUAUCUAUGUUUAUUUCUAAGAAAAAUCACCGAACAUGUACAAAUCACAAAAAUGGAUGCCGAUAACUUAGCUGUUGUUUUUGGAAAUAAUCUUAUUCGACCUGUUGAAGAACUUGAUCUCAAUAUGAUUAAAGGACAUAGUUAUAAUUUACUUCCAUUAAUUAAAGUCUUGAUCGAUCAAAGUGAAUAUCUGUUUUCGAGUCAGAAUUCAUCCAAUCAAUUUCAUGAUUCUUAUGAAGCAACAAACGAAUCCAUUACAAAAUCAAGUGGAUUCUCUUCGUUUUCCUCAUUAUUAUCUACUAAUGAUCAUCAUCCGGUCACGGCCAGUUCGCGUUCGAAAUCGAUGCCAUCGAUAUGUAUCGAGACAUUUUCAUCAUUGGAUAGUACAAACUCGAGUUUUGAAAAUCAAAUCGAUUCCGACGCUGUCGCUCAAGAAACAACAACGAAUCGACAGAAAUCAGUCGACAAAACUCGAAAAAUAUCCAAAACGAAUUCCACCGGAUUCUUUCAAGACAGUCGACCGAAAAGAUAUGGAAGUAUUGAUUUAUUAGACACGAAAACAGACUACAACAGUAUGUCAUCAAUGCCAGCAACAAUCAGUGAUCCUGUAGUACAACAAAGACAGCAUGAAGACUACCGUCCUCAUCCCAAAUCGACAAUCGAAGUUCCAAUGACGAUUCGUAAAAUGGAGAAAUAUCCACCAAAGAAAGGUCUAGCUAAUAAAUUUGGCAAAUCAUUCUCAAGCUUUAAGUCUAGUAUGUCAAAAGCCAUGCAAUCGCAUAAAUCAUCGAAUGAAACUGAAUCUCAGAUGAACGAGAUAUUUUCAUCGAGUCAAUCGAACGAUGCUCAAAUGAUAAUCAAGCAAUUGCAAAACGAAAUUGUUCGUUUGAAAGAAUUAGUAGAAGACAGAGAUUUGAUGAUAAAUGAUUUAAAGAAAAGUUCUCAUGACGAACGGAACAAAUUCGAGAAAGAAAGAUUAAAAUUGAACCAAAAAGUCGAACAAUUACAACAGGAAAAUAUUCAAUUACAAAAACAAAUACAUAUGCAAUAA